AUGUCAUUCAACGAUUAUAAUAGUGAUGACGAUGAUGACGAUGGUAGUGGUGGUGGUCACGGAUACUAUGACAAGAAUGGAAAGAUAGGAGGAGACAACAAGAGAAGAUAUCAAAGAAAGCAAACAAAAGAUGACAAUAUCUAUGGUGUAUUUGGUAAUGACUAUGAUGACUAUGAUGAAGAUGGUGAUAAGAAGAUGGAUAAUGCAGAUGAUGAUGGUGGUGGUGGUGGAAAACAAUCAUCAGCUGCAAACUAUAAUGCUCAAAAGCCAAUCUAUAAUCCUUACAAGUCAUCAUCGACUAGAUUCGUACCAAGCGGUAUAUACGAUCCAAAUACUGCAAUGAGAUCAACCGAUGAUCAAGUAGAUGGUUCUUCGUCGACAACAUCAACAACAACAACAACAAAGAAAACAAAGAAAAAAAGGAAUGGAUCAAAUGUUAAAAAGAAUAAAGAGGAAAGAGAUAGAGACAAGUUUGAUUCAAUGAUGGGAAAGAAUAGAAAUAACAACAAAUAUCAACAACAACAACAACAAAGAGAUGAAAGACCAAAAGAUAUGCAAGAUGUUAAAGUUACUGGUAUUGGUAGAAAGUUGUUGGAGAAACUUGGGUAUAAAGGAACGGGUGACUUGAGAGGAGACGGUACUGGUAUAGCCGAACCCAUCAAAGCAUACUCUAGACCACAAGGUGCUGGUCUAUCUUCAUCAUUCAAAACAGAUAAACAAUUACAACAAAAAGAACAAGAACAACAAGAUGAUGAAGAUGAAGACGAUAGUGAUGAAGAUAGUGAAGAGGAGCAAGUUAAAGCAACUGGUUGGAAAAAGUCAGAUCAAACAAAGACAAAAGCUAAAUAUGAUAUUCAAGAACAUAUUGGUAAAGCUAAAGGAGGAGAAGACGGAGGAAAAGGAUCAUCAUCAACAUCAUAUAUACCACAAGUAAUCGUUGAUAUGACAGGACCAACAACAAUGGUUAGAACAACUGACAAACAAUCAAAAAAAGAUAUACAUUCAAUGGCAAACAUUAGUUUGGAUGAUCAACUUGGACCAAUGUCACAAUUAAAAUAUAAUAUUGGUCUGUUGAUUAGAAUGAAGGGUAUAGAUAGACAAAAUAUAAACAACAAGAUGAAAUUUGAAAACAACCGAAUAGAAUCAUUGACCAACAGUGUCAGUAAACUACGUUUGGUCAUUGAUUCGGAAAAUGCACAUAGAAAAAAAAUAGAAACACUUAAAGAGAUUCUAGUCAAUCUUCAACGUCAAUUGGACGAUGGUAAAUUAACUCUUUCAACACUAUUCAAACAAUUUAUAGAAUUUCAAACAACCUAUAAAAAAGAAUAUAUUAAAUUAAAAUUAUAUAAUCUUGAAAAAGAUUUCCUUAGACCUUUGUUGAUUAAAAAAAUAGAAUUAUGGAAUAUUGAAAAAGAUCAAAAUUAUUUGGUUGAUGAAAUGAUGAGAUGGAGAUCAAUAUUUGACAAGACAUCAUUAUCAAUUCAUGGUGAUGAUGAUAAUAAUGGUUACGAUGAUGAUGAAAAUGAUACAAGACAAAAAAUAAUGAUGAAUCAAGGAAGUGAUAUUUACUUUAUAUUGAUUAGAGAUUUGGUGUUGCCAGUGAUCAAGACUUUUAUUCGAACAAGAUGGAGAGUCAAGGAAAACACGUCGGUUGUAGUGUCGCUCAUCGGACAUUGGACAGCAGCACUGCCAGAGGUUAUAUUGGACAAUAUUCUAGAACAAUCGAUAUUCCCACGUAUCAAGAAUGAGGUGAUGCAAUGGAAUCCAUUAACCGACCCGAUUCCAAUCGAUCAAUGGCUUCACCCUUGGAUCCCAUUCAUAAAGACUGACUUGGAAUCACUGUAUCCACAAAUCCGACAAACAUUGAUCAGUGUAUUGGGUGGAUGGGAUGUUGCCGAUCAAUCUGCGCUUGCCCUUCUCUCACCUUGGAAAGGUGUGUUUGAAGGAAAUUCAAUGGACUCUUUGUUGAAUCGAUCCAUCACACCAAAGUUCUCAAAAGCAUUUGCAGCAUUCCAAUACGACCAAGUUUUGGUAACCUCGACGACGAAGUUGGAAGACAAUGAAAAUAUCUAUCCAAUCAUUGAAUAUUUUGAAGAAUGGUAUCAACUAUGGUCACCACAAAACAUGAUUCAUUUCCUAUCAAAACAUUUCUUCCCAAUAUUUAUUGAAUCUUUUUGUAAAUCACUUCAACCAACAAAUACAACAAAUAUAACACCUAGUCAAUUAUUAAACUUUUAUCAAUAUUGGAGACAACAAUUUAAAUCAAAUAUUAUGGAUCAGAAUCAAAUCAAAUAUUACUUUAAUAUCAUCCUAGAUUUAAUCGAACAAUACUUGGAUAAAAAAGAAAUUAAACCAAAAACAAAUAUUAAUAUUUUACCCACUAUUAUAAAUAAUAAUAAUAACAAACAACAACAGAAACAAAAUAAUAAUAAUAAUAAUAAUAAUAACAAAAAUGUUGGUUCAUCAAUGAUUGAACAAUUAAAAAAUCAAAUUAACCAAAAUCAUUCAGAUGGAUUACUUAGAGAUUCAUUAGAACAAUUGGCAAAGGAGUUGGGAUUACUAUUCAUUCCAUCCAACAUGUCGACAGAUUCAGGUAAUCAAAUCUAUAAAUUUGGAUCAGUUCCCAUUGUAUUGGAUAAAGUCGGCAUUAGAACCUGCCAACAUUAA
This is a messenger RNA of Cavenderia fasciculata, 2667 nucleotides long. RefSeq names its product D111/G-patch domain-containing protein (gene stip-1). The record is from RefSeq and is a predicted model, not a curated record. The coding region runs from base 1 to 2667 and encodes 888 amino acids. Gene Ontology annotation, biological process: spliceosomal complex disassembly. Lineage: Eukaryota; Evosea; Eumycetozoa; Acytosteliales; Cavenderiaceae. Gene Ontology annotation, molecular function: nucleic acid binding. The transcript has 3 exons. Gene Ontology annotation, cellular component: U2-type post-mRNA release spliceosomal complex.